UGUUUACAAACAUGUAAUAUGAUAGAUUCGACACUUAAGAAAUGGCUAUAAGUUACAUUCCUCGUGUGACACAGUUGGACGCGGGCCAGUUAGAUGAGCAGCUGGAAGGGCUGCUCAAACAACAACUAUUUAAUGCUACAAAAUAUUUAGAGCCAGGUAUUCUGCAACCAGUACUACCAGAAUUAGAACUACUUCUCCGAACAUGGAUAUUCAAAUAUUCAGUCUAUGACAACAAAUGCACUUUUGGACAAAAAAUGCUUUCAUUGAAAUAUAACACUAAUAACUUCUCCAAGUCCAAACUUUACUGGUAUUACGGGUACACAAUUGGAUUAAAAUAUUUAAAAGAUAGAGCUAUAUACAGUUGGACUUCUAAUAGUAAAGUACAGAAUUUUGUGCACCAGUUAGAAACAUUUCAGUUGUUUGGGGACAUUUUAAAUUUUCUAAGGUUUAUAAGAAGUGGCAAAUAUCCAGUGCUCAUAGAUUUUAUUUUGGGUUUGGAGUUGACGGCUGAUAAGCUUACAAGAGAGGACUUGACUGAUUUUUCAUGGACAAGAGAACUUCUGUGGCAUAAUUUUAUUGAACUAAUAGGCACCAUCAUAUCUUUGAUGAACAUUUUUGGUCUCAGAAGACGACUCAGCAACAUAUUGAAGUAUGUGUGGUGGCGGCAGCAUGUGAACCCAGUGCUAAAGCCAGGGCCACCCCUUAUGACCCAUCUCACUGUAUGCGCCUGUUGCUCUACCAGACCUGUUUUACCUCAUACCAUGGGCUGCUCACAUAUCUUCUGCUAUUAUUGCCUAUCGACCAAUAAAAUGCUAGAUCCAGACUUCGCGUGUCCUAAGUGCUAUUACAAAGGAAAGGAGAUAAAUAGAUUUACAAUGGCAUAAAUAAGAAAUUAACAUUUUAUUCAUUUAUGAGGUGGAGGUAUCAAUAUGUAACAGCUGU
Molecule: messenger RNA, 942 nt
Organism: Cydia amplana
Lineage: Eukaryota; Metazoa; Arthropoda; Insecta; Lepidoptera; Tortricidae
Gene: Pex2
Product: peroxisome biogenesis factor 2
Exons: 6
Coding region: 42-884 (280 amino acids)
Biological process (GO): protein import into peroxisome matrix
Cellular component (GO): peroxisomal membrane
Molecular function (GO): zinc ion binding
Source: RefSeq, a predicted model, not a curated record